GUUAUACGUGGUGGCCAGUCGGGCCGUCGGUCUCGCGCCGGAGGAGAUCCGUAGGUGACGUGCUAGAGCCGCCAUCGUGCACUAGCGGAGCCCUCACGCAUCGAGGCGCCUUCGCGUCUUUGAAGUUGCCGGGUGACGCCUCCUGGGCCUCAUGGCCCCUUUGCUGUCUGGGCCUGGAGGCCUGGCCUGCAGCCUCCUCCUCUUGCUGCUGCUGCUGCUGCUGCUGCCACGGCUGAAGUUGGGUUUCGAGGAAGAUGACAUCAAGCCAGCUUGUGGCAAACCCUGGUGGCCGAAGGAUUUGGACGUGACCCGCCAUUGGCCCUGGGAAGUGAGCCUCCGACUGGAAAGUGAGCACGUGUGUGGAGGGGCCCUCAUUGGCCACGAGUGGGUGGUGACUGCAGCCCACUGCAUCCAAGGCACCAAAGAGUACUCGGUGGUUCUCGGCACCUCCCAGCUGAAGCCCUUGGGCCCCUGGAAGGCCGUCUCCAUCCCCGUGAGGGACAUCAUCAUGCACCCCAAGUACUGGGGCCGGACCUUCACCAUGGGCGACGUUGCCCUUCUCCGGCUUCACGCCCCCGCCAUCUUCAGCAAGUACGUGCAGCCCAUCUGCCUCCCCGAGCCCACCUACAACCUGAAGGUUGGGACGCAGUGCUGGGUGACUGGCUGGAGCCAGGCCAAGCAGCGCUUCUCAGCCAACUCCACGCUGACCCCGGAGCUGCAGGAGGCCGAGGUGUUUAUCAUGGACAACAAGAGGUGUGACCAGAUUUACCGCAGGAAGUCCGUCAUCCCCCGUGUUAUUCCCCUUGUCUUGGGGGACAUGAUCUGCGCCACCAAUUAUGGAGAAAACCUGUGCUAUGGGGACUCUGGAGGCCCACUGGCUUGCGAAGUCGAGGACAGAUGGAUUCUGGCUGGGGUGUUGUCCUGGGAAAAGGCCUGCGCCAGAGCACAGAAUCCAGGAGUAUACACACGCGUCACCAAAUACAGCAGGUGGAUCAAGAAUCACAUGAGCAGCAGGGCUCCCGCAGGCCCCUGCACCUCCAUUGGGCUUCUCCUCCUGCCCUGGCUGCUGCAGCCCCAAACGGGCCCCUGAUCUCCCCUCCCUUCUUCCUCCUGCUCCGCCUCUGCCAAAUGGGGCCAGAUCAACGUCAGACCAAGGCCACGUGUCCAUAUUCAACAAGAGUCAAGGUGGGGACAGAGCGACCACUGGGAGACCUAAUCCCAGUGGGGAGAGCUGUGGUGGAUGACUAGGCCUUGGCAGGCCAGGAGAAGGGAAGUGUGACCUGGAAGGGCUCUGGCAUUGGGGCCCAGAACAGCAGGGAUUAAAUCUGUGCA
This is a messenger RNA of Artibeus jamaicensis (Jamaican fruit-eating bat), 1332 nucleotides long. RefSeq names its product putative serine protease 45. The record is from RefSeq and is a predicted model, not a curated record. Lineage: Eukaryota; Metazoa; Chordata; Mammalia; Chiroptera; Phyllostomidae. The coding region runs from base 152 to 1090 and encodes 312 amino acids. Gene Ontology annotation, biological process: proteolysis. Gene Ontology annotation, molecular function: serine-type endopeptidase activity. The transcript has 6 exons.